Molecule: messenger RNA, 995 nt
Organism: Anthonomus grandis grandis
Lineage: Eukaryota; Metazoa; Arthropoda; Insecta; Coleoptera; Curculionidae
Product: deoxycytidylate deaminase
Exons: 4
Coding region: 136-807 (223 amino acids)
Biological process (GO): dTMP biosynthetic process; dUMP biosynthetic process
Cellular component (GO): cytoplasm
Molecular function (GO): dCMP deaminase activity; zinc ion binding
Source: RefSeq, a predicted model, not a curated record
AAUUGCAGUAAGACGUGACGUGACCAAAGUGACAGAUGUCAAAGUUUCAAAAUAAAACAACGUUUAUUCCAGUCCAGAAACUUUUUAUUUAUUUAUUUUAAAAUAAGCGUUUUUUUUUAACGAAAUAUAUCAGUUAUGGAGUCCAAAUUGCAAGUUAGAGAUAUUAAUAAAAAACGUGAGGAUUACUUAGAUUGGGCUGAAUAUUUUAUGGCUACCGCUUUUCUGGCCGCCAAAAGGAGUAAGGACCCUUGUUCCCAAGUUGGGGCUUGCCUGGUGAAUGAAAACAAUGUUAUUGUCGGAAUCGGUUAUAAUGGAAUGCCCAAGGGAUGCCACGAUGAUGAAUUCCCUUGGGAUAAGCAUUCCAAUAACAAAUUAGAUAAUAAAUUUUUAUAUGUGUGCCAUGCAGAAGUAAAUGCAAUACUCAACAAAAACUCAGUUGAUUUAAAAAACUGUACAUUGUAUGUAGGACUAUUCCCGUGUAAUGAAUGUGCCAAAGUAAUAAUUCAAUCUGGAGUAAAAGAAAUCGUCUAUAUGUCUGAUAAACAUGCGAAAAAAUUGUCCACAAUUGCCUCUAAAAGGAUGUUGGACUCUGCAGGGGUGAAUUACAGGCAAUUUAUUCCAAAAAAUAGACAAAUACUCAUAGAUUUUGACGAAAUCAAUUGGAAUGACCAAAGCCAACUGCCCAGCCCCCAAAAAGACUUGUCUAUUAAGGUACAAAAUUUGAAUAUAUCCAAUAGGCAGGAGACUAAUGAUUCUGAACUAAAUCAGGAUUUUACUGGACAUAAUUCUACUGUGGCAGAAUCUUAGCAGGUUUUCAACGAGGGAUAUUACUUAAAAUAGAUUUGUGAGUGUAUUUUAAUAAUUGAGUGAUAUUUUUGUAUAAAGCUGCUGUUCGAUAAUAUUAGUGGAAUAUGUGCUUAUUGGGGUGCAAUAAAAGUGCAUUUGGAUUUAUAUUGUAGCUCAUAAUGAGUAAAUAUAUGAAGGAUUAUAGAAAA